Molecule: messenger RNA, 1837 nt
Organism: Neltuma alba
Lineage: Eukaryota; Viridiplantae; Streptophyta; Magnoliopsida; Fabales; Fabaceae
Product: O-fucosyltransferase 39-like
Exons: 11
Coding region: 116-1669 (517 amino acids)
Source: RefSeq, a predicted model, not a curated record
CGGGUCCCUUUGAUAAAGACGCUUCCUUCGUUACUCGAUUCGGUGGGGUGGCCUGGUCUCCAUCAUUAAAGCAUCAGUCACUCUGCGGAUCCGAGGUCGAGCUCUGCUGGCAACAAUGGAGCUCAAGAACCAGAAUAAUCACUGGCUUCCUCAGGGACAUGGCGCAUUAUCUUGCUUUUCCUUGCUCUUCUUCAUAGUGUUCUUUUCGAGUUCAUUCACUCAGUUGAGCCAUGCCUCUCCUUCAAUGUACCUGGAACAGAGGGCCGUAAAACCCAGGCACAUGCGUCUACUCAAGAGUGCUUUAGAACGUGAAGUUUCAACACGCCAGCUUUCUGAUCUGUGGGCUCCUCUAGAAAACCAAGGUUGGAGACCUUGUGUUGAAUGUGGAAGUGAACCAUCAUUGCCAGAGAAGUCCGAGGGAUACAUCCAGGUAUUUCUUGAUGGUGGGUUGAACCAGCAAAGGAUGGGGAUAUGUGAUGCAGUUGUUGUUGCAAAGAUUCUAAAUGCAACUCUUGUUAUUCCAUACCUUGAAGUUAAUCCUGUUUGGCGAGAUUCAAGCACCUUCAUGGAUAUAUUUGAUGCGGAUCACUUCAUUAAUGUAUUAAAGGAUGAUGUUUCUAUAGUUAAAGAGUUACCCGACGAAUUCUUGUGGAGCACAAGAGAGUACUACGCGGCCACUACCCGAGAUACCAGAAUCAAGGAAGCACCUGUUCAUGCUUCUGCCAACUGGUAUCUGAAAAAUGUUUUGCCUGUUCUACGGAGUCAUGGUAUUGCUGCAAUUGCACCAUUUUCUCACCGUCUGACAUUUGAUAGCUUGCCUAUGGAAAUUCAACGGCUUCGCUGUAAAGUUAACUUCCAAGCAUUACGUUUUGUUCCUCACAUCAGAAUACUUGGAGAUGCUGUUAUCAGCCGCCUUCGCUAUCCUCAAGGCUCUGCUGGAGAAAUGGGCACCAACCAUCUCCAAAUGGCCACUGAUGCAUACUAUAAGAGAAGGGCAGGGAAAUUUGUUGUGCUUCACCUACGCUUUGAUAAGGAUAUGGCAGCGCAUUCAGCCUGUGACUUUGGUGGAGGCAAAGCUGAAAAACUGGCUCUUGCUAAGUAUCGACAGGUGAUUUGGCAGGGAAGGGUUCUUAAUUCACAGUUCACCGAUGAAGAGUUGAGGAGUCAGGGCCGUUGUCCAUUGACACCAGAAGAGAUUGGAUUACUGCUAGCAGCUCUGGGGUUUGACAACAGCACUCGUUUAUAUCUUGCGUCUCACAAGGUUUAUGGUGGGAAAGCAAGGAUUUCAACUUUGAGACAAUUGUUUCCUCUGAUGGAGAGCAAAAAGAGCCUUGCUUCGGCUGAUGAACUUUCACAGAUUAAGGGAAAGGCUUCUUUAUUGGCAGCAGUUGAUUACUAUGUUGGCAUGCACAGUGACAUCUUCAUUUCUGCUUCCCCAGGAAAUAUGCACAACGCAUUGGUGGGACAUCGAACUUAUCUGAAUUUAAAGACCAUUAGACCAAACAUGGCACUGAUGGGUCAACUCUUCCUGAAUAAAAGCAUCAGUUGGUCGGAGUUCCAGCAAGCAGUGGUCACCGGUCACUGGAACAGACAGGGUCAACUCAGGUUGAGAAAGCCAAAACAGUCCAUUUACACAUACCCUAUUCCUGAUUGCAUGUGCCAAGCUUAGUAUAUAUAUAAAAGUUGCUCACGGAGGAGCCGCCUCUGUCUGCUAGAGUUGAGUGGCUUAUUUUUUAUAACAUCGGUAGCUUGAUGAAUAACAAGGCAUUGUCAUUCUCAUUUUCACGAGAGUCUAUCUAUCACAAUGCUUUUGGUUAGGGAGCUCCAGGGUAUGUAU